ACUGACAUUUCAUUUUGUUUUGCACCGCGACGCGACUACCGCUUGUUAUCGUUUGGCUAGAAUUUUUUCUCCGCGGUGCUUCGGUAGUUCUGUUGAAUAAAUUACUUUGAAAUCCCGUCGAGAAGUUGUUUCUAGUGCUUGCUGAAAAAUGCCAAAAGUGCGCCGCAGCCGAAAACAGCCACCGGAAGGAUGGGAACUGAUCGAGCCCACAUUGGAGGAGCUGGAGCAAAAGAUGCGAGAAGCCGAAACGGAGCCUCACGAGGGAAAACGAAUCACCGAGUCGCUGUGGCCCAUUUUCAAGAUUCAUCAUCAAAAAUCCCGCUACAUCUACGACCUAUUCUACCGGCGGAAAGCUAUCAGCCGGGAGUUGUACGAAUAUUGUCUCAAGGAGAAGAUUGCCGAUGGAAACUUGAUAGCCAAAUGGAAAAAGUCCGGCUACGAAAACCUGUGCUGCCUGCGGUGUAUUCAAACCAGGGACACCAACUUCGGGACGAAUUGCAUUUGCCGGGUACCGAAGUCGAAGUUGGAGGAAGGUCGGGUGGUAGAGUGCGUACACUGCGGCUGCCGGGGUUGCUCCGGAUAAAUGCUGGGUGAGAAACGGUUUUUUUUUUUUAGGUAGAUCAAGGGGACAUACUUUUGGGAAUGUAAUUUCUGAUUGUGAAAUAAAUAUUAAAACGUA
Molecule: messenger RNA, 679 nt
Organism: Aedes aegypti (yellow fever mosquito)
Lineage: Eukaryota; Metazoa; Arthropoda; Insecta; Diptera; Culicidae
Gene: l(1)10Bb
Product: protein BUD31 homolog
Exons: 1
Coding region: 149-583 (144 amino acids)
Biological process (GO): mRNA splicing, via spliceosome
Cellular component (GO): spliceosomal complex; nucleus
Source: RefSeq, a predicted model, not a curated record